This is a messenger RNA of Talaromyces stipitatus ATCC 10500, 1131 nucleotides long. RefSeq names its product alcohol dehydrogenase, zinc-containing. The record is from RefSeq and is a predicted model, not a curated record. Gene Ontology annotation, molecular function: oxidoreductase activity, acting on the CH-CH group of donors, NAD or NADP as acceptor. The transcript is spliced from 2 exons. The coding region runs from base 1 to 1086 and encodes 361 amino acids. NCBI's taxonomy places the organism in Eukaryota, Fungi, Ascomycota, Eurotiomycetes, Eurotiales, Trichocomaceae.
AUGGCAAUCGCAAACAAACAAAUCAUCUACACCCACCCGCCCUCUCCAGCCAUCAACCCCGACCUCUCCAGCAACAAUGGCACCUUCUCCCUCCGCCAAAGCUCCAUCAGUCUACCCAUUCCAACCGACAAACUCCUCGUCCGAAACCACUACCUCUCCCUCGACCCAGCAAUGCGCCAAUGGCUAACCGCCAAACGAUCCUACAUCGCCCCCGUCGAACUCGGCGACGUAAUGCGCAGUUUGGCAAUCGCCCAAAUCGUGGACGUUGGCGAGUCGCUCACCUCGCAAUUCAAAAAAGGGGAGUGGCUGAUUGCUGUCACGGGAUGGCAGGAAUAUGCAUUGUUGGGCGCAAAGGAAGCUGCGAAACAGAGAGCUGUUGUUCCCCCUGGUUGUUCGCCCAUGGACGCCAUGGCGGUGUUGGGUACGACGGGAUUAACGGCUUAUUUUGGUCUGUUGGAAGUCGGUCAGAUGCGAGCCGGUGACACUGUAGUCGUGUCCGGUGCGGCAGGCGCAACGGGUAUGAUUGUGGGACAAAUCGCCAGAAUCAAGGGCGCAAAACGCGUUGUUGGCAUCGCGGGUAGUCCUGAUAAGUGUCGCUUCCUGACAGAAGAACUGGGAUUUGACGUUGCGAUCAAUUACAAGGAUAAAGAUUGGAAAAAACAGCUGCGAGCGGCUUGUCCGGAGUAUAUUGAUGUCUAUUUUGAUAAUGUUGGAGGAGAGAUUUUGGAUGUUUGUUUGGGACUUGCGGCGAAGGAUGCACGGUUUCCGAUUAGCGGGCAUAUCAGUCAGUAUUCGGCGGCGAAACCGGAGGGGCCGAGGAAUAUCAUGAUGUUGAUUGGCCAACGAGUCAUGAUGAAGGGUUUCAUCUAUUUGGAUUAUCACAAAAAAUUCCCCAGUGCUAUAGCCGAUCUCCAGAAAUGGCUGAUCGAAGGCAAGAUCAAGCGGAAAGAGUAUAUAAUCAAAGGUGGUCUCGAGGCUUGUCCACAGGGGUUGGUGGAUAUGUAUGCGGGUGCCAAUACGGGCAAGACGAUGGUGGAAGUGGUGCCCUUUUCAAAGGCGAUUCAAGAGACGCCAGCGAAGUUAUAACAUAGCGUAUAUACAUACAAUAAUAAGUGUGUAAGUUAAGUUAUG